GUCUUGCACAGGUGUACCGGCUCCUCCCCUCCAGUCUUGCACAGGUGUACCGGCUCCUCCCCUUCAGGCUUGCACAGUUGUACCGGCUCCUCCCCUUCAAUCUUGCACAGGUGUACCGGCUCCUCCCCUUCAGUCUUGCACAGUUGUACCGGCUCCUCCCCUUCAGUCUUGCACAGGUGUACCGGCUCCUCCCCUCCAGUCUUGCACAGGUGUACCGGUUCCUCCCCUUCAGUCUUGCACAGGUGUACCGGCUCCUCCCCUUCAGUCUUGCACAGGUGUACCAGCUCCUCCCCUCCAGUCUUGAACAGGUGUACCGGCUCCUCCCCUCCAGUCUUGCACAGGUGUACCGGCUCCUCCCCUUCAGUCUUGCACAGUUGUACCGGCUCCUCCCCUUCAGUCUUGCACAGGUGUAACAGCUCCUCCCCUUCAGUCUUGCACAGGUGUACCGGGUCCUCCCCUUCAGUUUUGCACAGGUGUAUUGGCUCCUCCCCUUCAGUCUUGCACAGGUGUACCGGCUCCUCCCCUUCGGUCUUGCACAGGUGUACUGGCUCCUCCCUUUCAGUCUUGCACAGGUGU
This is a messenger RNA of Staurois parvus, 576 nucleotides long. The record is from the annotation of a GenBank genome assembly. NCBI's taxonomy places the organism in Eukaryota, Metazoa, Chordata, Amphibia, Anura, Ranidae.